Messenger RNA from Thelazia callipaeda (thelaziosis nematode), 546 nucleotides. The record is from the annotation of a GenBank genome assembly. Lineage: Eukaryota; Metazoa; Nematoda; Chromadorea; Rhabditida; Thelaziidae.
AUGGCAUCGAUCGUAAAUGUUUGCAGUGUACAUGUAUUAAAUAAUCCAUUUGUCAUACAUAUACUUUAUAUGUCCAAUAAAUUUGAUCAAAUACUUGAUUCUAUCCUUGUUGGACCUAUUGUAGAAGGACGGCAUAAAUUUAUUUUCGAGGCGGAUGGCCCUGAUCCAACAAAAAUACCUGAAAGUGAAAUCGUUGGUGUGACAGUGUUGCUGCUUAAGUGCAGAUAUAUGGAGCAAGAAUUUAUUAACAUUGGUUGGUUCGUUGCAACAGAAUAUUCAGAUCCAGAGUUCCAAGAAGAACCUCCUGCAACUCCAGUUUUAGAAAAAUUGCAACGGAAGGUUUGUACUGACGAUGUUCGCGUAACUACCUUCGCUAUUAAAUGGCGCAAAAAUGAAGACACAAGAUUUGGAGAAGGUGAACUGCUAAAUAGUGUAUCGUCUUCUGAGGACAUUGCAUGUGGUCCUCCAGUGAUUAGCAGAAAUGAGGGAACUAACUAUAAAUGUGACUUUGAAAGUUCACGAGCUGGAAAUAAUACAGGUAUCUAA